Molecule: messenger RNA, 1211 nt
Organism: Xenopus tropicalis (tropical clawed frog)
Lineage: Eukaryota; Metazoa; Chordata; Amphibia; Anura; Pipidae
Product: actin-binding protein-like
Exons: 8
Coding region: 1-1047 (348 amino acids)
Source: RefSeq, a predicted model, not a curated record
AUGCCCCUGAUAGGCUGGUUUGGUGCAAAUCAAACCAGUUUUACCAAAUCAGGGCGCCGCUUCCGGAUUUUCCCAUCUCUUCUUAAUAGAGGAAACUGUUCUCUCGUAAUAAAUCCAGCUAAAAGCAUCGACCGUGGCACUUAUGAAGCUCGAAUCACAAUUGAUGGAAUUCUCUAUGAGCCUGUGCCUAAAGUGAGAGUUCAGAUCAUGGGAAUAGAGACAGAAAGAAAUCUUCCAGAGGACGGACAGAAUGACCAGGAAGAAAAUCAAGAAUCAAUCGAUCGUCCAUUAAUCCGGAUCAAGAGAGAUGAACCCACUAGCAGCAAUGGCGAAAUGAAAUAUAUUAUUAUUGUCUUUUUCCUUGCUGCAGUUUUAGUGGUUGAGGCCAUUGGAUGGUACAUGUAUUACAAGCUGAGGAAGAAGAUGGAUCCCAGUGACGCUGAGUGGCUCAUUGUUACUGGGAAAUCCAGGAGAAAAGCUACUGCUAUUCCUGCAUCCCAGGAAACUGAGACAAAGACUAAACCAAAGAAACGGAAAAAGAAAGCUGUGAAAAUUAAAGUGGCAGACACAAAGGAGGAGGAAGAAGAUGAAGAACCGGUAAAACCUCCUAAAAAGCCUGCCAAGAAACCUUCCAAGAAACCUCUCCGUAAACCUAAGAAACGUGCUGUGUCUAAAGUUUCUCAGCUAGAGGAGAGUGAAGCUGAAGAAGCUGACACAGAGGAGAGUGAAAUUGAAGUGGAAGAGAAGCCAAAGAAGAAAAUAAUUGAACCAAAGAAACCUAAGAAGAAAGCUGCCAAGAAAAUAAAAGUGGCAGACACAGAGGAGGAUGAUGAUGGUGAAAAACCAUCUGAACCUCCUAAGAAGUCUGCCAAAAAGCCCCUGCCUCCCAAGAAGCCUGCUCGUAAAUCUAAGAAACGAGCAGUGCCUAAAUUUGAGGAGGAAGAGGAGACUGAGGAAGAGCAGCUCGAGAUUAGCCAGUCAGAGACCUCUCAGACAGAGGAGAGCGAAACUGAACUGGAGAAAAAGAAGCCAAAACUGAAAAAGUGAGUUUCUGAGCUUGAAAUAGGGUUUUCUUAUUUAUAUUGCCGUUCGCUUUCCUGGAAUAUUUCUAACACACACACACCCCAUCAUGACACCUGUUAAACCCAAGGGCUUCAGGAAUGGGCCAGCAGUAUGUCCAGGGAUUUACUGAAUGUUUAUAGGACUUUAAA